Molecule: messenger RNA, 1750 nt
Organism: Daldinia loculata
Lineage: Eukaryota; Fungi; Ascomycota; Sordariomycetes; Xylariales; Hypoxylaceae
Product: FMN-dependent dehydrogenase-domain-containing protein
Exons: 5
Coding region: 225-1661 (478 amino acids)
Molecular function (GO): oxidoreductase activity; heme binding
Source: RefSeq, a predicted model, not a curated record
GAAUGCGGUCUUAUAUAAAUCCCCCUUCCUGAAAUCGAAUACGGUCGAACAAACCACCGACUGCCACCAAGCGGUAAGGCCACUAUCGUCAAUAGAGUUGGCUGCAAUUUGAGGUAUUGCGGGUUUUGAAUAAUUCGAGGCUCGUGACAUUAACCUCCGAGAGCUGUAUCGGGGAAUUACUGAUUGAUCGAAGCUCUCUCCUGAGUUUGCAAAGCUAGGCGACUAUGGGUCAAAUAUGGAAAAUGGCAGAAGUGAGUGAGCAUAAAACUCAAGAGAGUUGCUGGAUGGUCUUGCAUGGGAAGGUUUAUGAUAUCACUUCAUUCGUUCCAAAACAUCCUGGAGGGAGAAGUAUUCUGCUGAAGAAUGCAGGGCAAGACGCUUCGGCGGCCUUCGAUUCGGUUCACCCAGUCGAGAUGCUAGAUGAGUAUCUGACGCCAAACCAAGUAAUAGGAACGAUUGAACCAGAUGACGCUGCCGAGGACAAGAAGGCACGGAAAGUCAAGCAUGAUUCGCACCUAGGAUUGAAGGACACUUCAUCCAUCACGUUGCCGCCCCUUGCGUCGAUGUUGAGUAUAUCUGAGAUUGAAUCGCACGCGAUGAAACGUCUAUCACCCAAAGCGAUAUCAUAUUAUGUUUCUGCCGCUGACGACCAACUCACAAAAGAAGCGAAUGGUCAAAUAUACCGCUCUAUCCUCCUGCGACCGCGGGUCUUUAUAGACUGCACAGAGUGCUCGCUGGAGACAUCGAUAUUGGGGAAUAGGGUAGGCCUACCAAUAUAUGUCUCCCCAGCUGCCAUGGCUCGCCUGGCCCAUCCGAGUGGCGAAGCUGGAAUAGCCCGCGCAUGCUCAAAAUUCAAUGCACUUCAGAUCAUCAGCAAGAAUGCCUCGAUGUCACCGCCGGCAAUUGUGAGUGCCGGGCCUGACGCAGUCUUCGCGUGGCAACUAUAUGUGCUCAAGGACCUCGCAGCAACUGAGAGGACUUUAGCCCAAAUCCGCAAAAUCCCACAAAUCAAGUUCAUCGUCCUAACGCUGGACGCACCGUUCCCCGGAAAACGCGAAGCAGAUGAGCGCUUCAAGAUGGCGGAGGUAGCUGGCGGGGCACCGCCGCGGGCUUGGGGGACAGAGUCGGCGUUAACAUGGAGAAAGACAUUGGAAUGGCUAGGCAGACAUACAAGCUUGCCGAUAGUCCUCAAAGGAGUUCAGACACACGAAGAUGCAUACGCCGCAACGCUGUUCCCUGCUGUUAAAGCUAUUAUCAUUUCGAAUCAUGGCGGCAGGGCACUUGAUACUGCACCUCCACCAAUCCAAGUUCUGUUAGAAAUUCGAAAGUUCUGCCCGCAAGUUUUCGACUGCAUCGAUGUGCUCGUUGACGGGGGUGUCAAGCGAGGUACAGAUGUUGUGAAGGCUCUGGCGUUAGGAGCGAAGGGUGUUGGGAUCGGCCGAGCCGCUCUGUACGGGCUCUCAGUUGGAGGAGAAGAGGGUGUUGAAAGAGUGCUCAAGAUUCUGGCUGACGAGACCCAAACGGCGAUGAGGUUACUUGGUGUGAAGAAUGUAUCAGAGCUUAGCCUGCGGCACAUCAAUACAAGUGCUUUAACAUCAAGGUUGUUCGAUGGGCCUUCAGGUCUCGAGGAUAUUGAAAGGAAACUCCAGUCUAAAUUGUGAAGAUGUUACUGGGACUAGUAAAUUGGGCUAAUGAAAGGAGGUACGCAUGCCAUCAAAUAGGGCAUGAACUUAGUAAAAUCUUGAAACUC